Sarcophilus harrisii (Tasmanian devil) is the source of this 5983-nucleotide messenger RNA. RefSeq names its product family with sequence similarity 168 member A (gene FAM168A). Bases 757 to 1473 code for a protein of 238 amino acids. Gene Ontology annotation, biological process: positive regulation of base-excision repair. The transcript has 9 exons. NCBI's taxonomy places the organism in Eukaryota, Metazoa, Chordata, Mammalia, Dasyuromorphia, Dasyuridae. The record is from RefSeq and is a predicted model, not a curated record.
CAGGGGAAGAACAUUGGGGGACCUGGGAUCGGCAGAAAGGGAUGUGAGAACUCUGAGGGGCCGGAGAGAGCUGUGCGGGGAAAAUAGUUGCGAUCAUCUGGGAGAGAGAGUGGGGAGAUCCGGGAGCGGCGGGAGGGAAGAGGAGAGAUUUGACAAGGAGUUGGCUAGGGGAGAAGGCACCUGGAACACCAGGUAGGCGGUAAGGACGUUCAGGAGAUAGCUUUCGUUGCAGUAACCGCUGGGAGAAAAGGAAUCAGAGAGAGAGAGCGUAACCCAAAAAGGAGCUCAAAGGGAGAUUGGAGAGUGGGUGUUGCAGAAGUCGCGAGAAGCCCCCCAGAUUUUUGAAUGAGCAAAUUGGGAUGUGCACCAGCUGAGCAGAUAGGGUAGAUCUAAGGUUAAAUUAGUGUGGGUGUUACGGGAAAUCAAGGUAGUAGGAAUGUAGGCAAGAGCUGCUCCUCUCCCCCCCACCCCCGAGCCCCCUUGGAGAGGAAAUAUUGGGAUUCCUGCUAGUAGACAUCAGAGGCACAUACAGAGCAGGCUAGGGGGUGGAAUACUUGAGACGGUUUAUGUUAGAGGGCAUUUACUGAGGACACCUUGAAAUAGUCAGAAAAAGGUCCUUUCAGAAGAAUUAAGCUAUUUAAUAUUGGUUUCUAUCAUUUUUUUGGAUUUUAUUCAAGUUGGGUAAUUGAGUCUCUGUAUCUUGAUACACACUGGGGGUAAAUUAGAGGUUCUCUUCUGAGAUUCCUUCAGAUUGGAAUGGGAAAGUUUAACAAAGCCAGUGCUACCAAGGGUCUUCAGUCUUCCACAAUGAACCCUGUUUACAGCCCUGUCCAGCCUGGGGCUCCCUAUGGCAACCCCAAGACUAUGGCCUACACAGGUUACCCUACUGGUUACCCAACAGCUGCCCCAACCUACAACCCAAGCUUGUAUCCAACCAAUAGCCCAAGCUAUGCUCCAGAGUUUCAGUUCCUGCAUUCAGCUUAUGCCACGCUGCUGAUGAAACAGGCCUGGCCCCAGACCUCAUCGUCCUGUGCCACUGAAGGAUACACAGCAGGAACACCCUACAAGGUCCCACCCACCCAGAGUAACAAUGCACCACCUCCCUACUCUCCAUCACCUAAUCCUUACCAGACGGCUAUGUACCCUAUUCGAAGUGCCUAUCCUCAGCAGAACCUGUAUGCCCAGGGAGCUUAUUAUACACAGCCUGUGUAUGCCGCCCAGCCCCACGUUAUCCACCACACCACCGUUGUCCAACCCAACAGCAUUCCAUCAGCCAUCUACCCAGCACCUGUGGCUGCUCCCAGGACCAAUGGGGUAGCAAUGGGCAUGGUUGCUGGAACCACCAUGGCCAUGUCAGCAGGUACCCUGUUAACUACACCACAACAUACUGCAAUUGGAGCUCACCCCGUCUCCGUGCCAACGUACCGGGCUCAAGGGACCCCCACGUACAGCUAUGUACCUCCACACUGGUAAACUUCAGCAGCCAAUUCACAUUGGGAGUCAGACACGGUAUGCAACAACUCAAGUCUUACACCCGGUGCUGGCAUGAUUCCAGACCAGCGCCAUGCCCGUCUGCAAGAACAACCACCACUGAAAAGUGCCAGGGUCACUUUAUGCAUCCUUUAGUGUUUGGGGUUUUUCUUUUUUUUUUGGGGAAAAAGCUGCAUUUUCUGACCUUCUCCCUCUUCCCUCAGCCCCUUUCUGCCAGCCCAUUUCCUGCCCCCCCCCAAAUGACGACCCUCACUCUGAGCCUGGCCAGUGGUUACAGUGUCUUUAGUCUUCUCAUUUCUAGGCCUCAGCGUUGAGUUCGGGCGGCGCGCCCCCACUGGUGUUUUGUUUUGAGUUGUUCUGCCGGUGACUGGGCUCGUUCGUUUGUUUGUUGUAGCGAGAACGUGCGGCGCGGCGCGGGGUCUCCGCUCUGCUGUGACUUCCUUCUCUGUUUCUCUCGAGAAGGGGGGGGGAGUGAUAUCAGUCGUUGACUCUUCCAUGCCACGAUACAAAUGGAACUCGCGUCUUCCAGAGAGCUGUCGUGACCGAUCAUAAUCCAUCCUCCAAAGCCGGCCCAUCGAUAGGAAUCCCAAACCUGUGGGAAUGUUAGCAAUGGGACCUGUUAGUUUUAGAACAUAGGAAGGCUUUGGAUCUGUUCCUCAUGAAAGGUCAGACUGCUUUUUUAAUGGGGGUAGGGGGGUGGGGGGGGUGGGGGGAGGGGAAGGGAAUGGUCUCAGAGGCCAAGGGAUGGAAAAAAAGGAAGGGCUACACCUGGAAACUAGCACAGGGUUCGCAGCUUUGUUGUAAGGCAGCUCAGUGCUAGACCUUCUAAGGUAUUUUGCGGCCAGAACUUGAGGGACUGUCAGACCUUCGGGUGCUGGGUCUUCUGAUCACCAGCCUCGAGGGUACAAGACCUCCCCAGUACUGGACCAUCUGGAUGGUGGAUCUUCUGAUCGCACUGUGUCAUAACCAGACAGUUCCUCUGAGGGCAAUUGAUGCUUGCAGCAGUCCCAGGUGGGACGGAUGGAUAGAAAAGAAACACAGGGAUCUCGAGUCAUGCAUCAGGAUGUCUCCUGGGUGGUAGAUGAAAUCGACAGGCCCAAGCACCCAAAGGGAGCCCGGGAAAUCUGUCCCCCUGAGAUGGCCCCUGGGCAAGGAGGAGCAAGAGCUGGUGGGGCAUGGGGUCAGUUCUCCAGGUAGGGAGGAGACCGGACCACCACCUCUUGUUGGAAGCAGCGUGGGGCCGGAGCCCGCAAGUCCUCGCUGCCCAGCACCACUCCCAGAUGCUGCUAACACUAUUUUGUUCAUUGAAGAAGUUACUGAGUAACAUUUGAGGUGCUUCCAGGGAAAGGACUGUGGGGACAGUAGGGAAAAGGGUGAAAUCGGGAUCAUGGAGCAAUAGCAAUAAACAUUUCAUAAACUCAUGGAGCUGGAAGGGGCCAUUUUGUCCAUCCCCUUCCUUUUAUAGAUGAGGAAACCAAGACCCAGAGAGGGGAGUUGCUCUUGCCCCAGGUCACACGGCAAGUGAGGCCGCCUGGAGAAGGAGCAGCUGGGCUGAGGGCAGGGGAGCAGGUGGGCACAAAGCAAUAAAGGCACGCAACCAGAGGGAGGAGGACCCAGCAGAGGAGGAAGCUUCUUCUGGAAGUGGCACUGAAGGAGCAUGGCAGCUUACAUCCUUGAAGGCCAAGGGAAGGAAUGGAGCAGAGCUCCCUGGGGGCCGGAGAAUUGCGGCACCUUGGCACCCUGUGGGUACUGGGGGACCAAACACCCCUUCGGGCUGGUCGGGUUGUAUUCAAAGCAGGGGAGACACACUGAGAUGACUGAGGUCCAGACCCAUCCCAGGACCUGGAAAACCCCUCAGGUUGGGACUGCUCCACUGUUGGCCAAAGCUUGGGAAAAGGUCAGUCCAUCCACUGCCCUUCCUGGGUUAUGUGGGGUGGCAGGGGAGGUAAUCUUGGUGUUGCGCUGGGCCUUUGGAUGGAAUUGAAUUGGAAGGAGCUCUUACUGCUUAAAAUGGGGUUUCAGUAAAUCUUUGGUGGCAGUUCUGCAGACUUUAUGUCUGUUGCAACUACUGUUUGAGGGGAUUUUGGUGGUCAGUGUUGUGGAAAGAAAAUAACCAAGUGAAGAGAUGGACGAGAGAUCUUAUUUUUAGGAGUGCACAUCUUAUUCCAUACUUUAAACAAUAGCUUUCCUUAGAAAAUUAAACCAACUCAGAUUUGUUUUCAGACCCCUCAAGGAAGGCAAUAAAACCAGAACAGACUCAAAGCUGGAAGGGCACUGGGGUCACCUUCUCCUUAGAGCCUCCUCAUAAGGGAGGCCAUCCCAAAACCUGAUAGAGAAAAGCCAGUCUUGAUUUUUAGUCAUUGUUUGGUCGGUCCUUCGGUAGCACAGUGAUUUCUGUGGCAUAUAGGUUAUAACCCUUCUAGGCUUUUCCGUCUAAUGGGGUUCUCAUCUAUCCUUCUCUAAUGUCCACAGAGGACCCACCUAACACACUGGAAGCUUUCUUUGGUCCUUUUCAUACUUCUGGUGUCUUCACACAAUGCUCAUUCGGCCUGUCCAUUUGUGUUCCCUCACUCUUGCUACAUGGGGAGGGGUGUGUGUGAAAGGUCAUGUACCAAAAGUGGUUUUAAAAAUACAGAUUAAAAAAAGAAAUUUCAUAAGUGAAACAGACACACACACACCUGGUGGUAUUUGGACUAUGCCUCAAUUUGUUUUUAAAGAAAAUAAUUUUCACAGUGUUAACCUAAGUAGUUUUACCAAGAUGCCUACUCAAUUUUUGGUUUUAUAAGUCUGAUUUAUGAUCUUUAACCUCUCCUUAAAUAAUUCUUGCAUGGAUCUAAGAUCUCAUCAAUGCUGAUAACCCCUUCUAUGCCUUCUUAUCUGUCCCCUACAAUUCUUGACUGUGUCUGUAAAUUUUCCAUAGUGGUUCCACCCAACACAAUGAGAGGCUUCCUCCAGUUCUUCUAUUUUGUAGAUAUCUAUAAAAGUACCACAAAAUCAAGAACAAAAAUGAUGCCUCCCAUGUUUAGCAUCAUACACAAUUUUCAAAGGUUUUCUCAUCCAUUAUUUCAUUUGACCCUCCUAUGACUCUUAAAGCAGGAAAAGAGUGAUAAUACCCAUUUCACUGAAGAGGCCAAAAGCAGAGAAAGGACUUGUCCAAAGUCACACAGCUAAUUUAUGUCAGAGCCAGGACUGGUGCUGCAGUCUCUAGAGUUCCACAGUGCCUCAGUUUCCCCAAAGUCCACGGGGGCAAAGAGUGGGGAAGUGAGAUGAUGAAGAGAUUUCAUAAAUUUCACAUACAGCAUUGAUAGGAGAAAGAAAGCUAGUUGUUGCCCUUAUAGCUCUAAAAAUUGUGUUGAUUUAGAGGCCCCCAAGUUGUGUCUAGCAGGGUGAUUAUCAUGGAGAAUGCUUAAGAUGAGAUACCUAGAUUUGUUUAUCUGUCAGGAUCUAAUUCUCAUCACCAAUACCAAAAAAAUCUAAUAAAUACUAUUUUAUCCCCUAACCAGAAAUAACCUUGCCAUGGGACCCUGAAACCCUGGGCCUGAUUAAGGACAGAGAAAUCACUUAGGGAGUUCAAGGAUGAUACAGCCACAGGAAAGAUAGUCCAAGGUUGGCCAAGGAGGACUGAUUUUGAUUGGCCCAGUUGUUGGCACCUUUGCAUUAAGAUCUUGGCUACUGAGAGAGAGUGGGAGGAAGAGAAGGGGGGGAAGGAAGAGAGAGACAGAGAGAGAGAGUAUGCAAGAGAGGAGAGGAAAAAGAAUGGAGAGGGGAGUGGGAGAGGAAGGGGAGAGAGCAUGAGAAAGGAGUGCAAGCUUGUCUGGGUGAGCACUUUGAUGUCUAUGUUGGGGAAUUGGGGAAGUUGGGUUGGGAGAUCUCUCCCAUUGGUGAGAGAGAGACUAGCACUGAUAAAGAUAAUGUCUGAGGGCCUCUGUUUGGCCAUCUUCAUCUUAAGUUUGGAGGUAACAAUAUGAUAGGUCAUGUUUCUGUAGGGUAUUAAUGCUUACUUAGUACUUUAUAUAUGUUAUAUCAUUUGAUCCUUACAAUAGAUAGUGCAAGUAAUAUGAUCCCCAUUUUAUAGAUGUGGAAACAGACCAAAAGAGGGGAAUCAAUUUACCCAACAUCACACUGCUAGUAAGUGAUAGAACUACCAUUGGAAACCCAGAUCUCUUACCUCCCAGGUCAGGAAUCAAAAUGCUUCAUAUGUAUUACCACCACCACUCUCCCUGAAAAACAUAUCAUCUUAAGAAACUUAUACACCCUGUCAGGCAAAUGUAUAGGAUGAAGAAUUUGACUAGAAUUCAAGAUUUACAAGUUGAAGAAGGUCUUAAAACCGAUCUUCUGGUCCAGGGUUCCCAAUCUUAUUUGUGUUAUGGAUCCCUUGAGCAGCUUGCUCAGGAUCAUGUUUUUAAAGGCAUAAAAUAAAAUACAUGGUAUUGUCCAAUCAUAUUGGAAUACAGUUAUCAAAAUAUUUUUUCUUUAAAAAAAAAAAAAAAAG